This is a messenger RNA of Geodia barretti, 1962 nucleotides long. NCBI's taxonomy places the organism in Eukaryota, Metazoa, Porifera, Demospongiae, Tetractinellida, Geodiidae. The record is from the annotation of a GenBank genome assembly.
CACACCUCUGAGCUCAGAGCAGAGGACAGGAGUAUGGCGCAGGCAGCGAGGAAAAGAGGCGCCGACUACCACACGCUGCCCACCAGACUGGAGAUUGUGAACGUGGAGAAGAAGAAAGGUCUAUCCAAGUACUACGUGUACGUGAUACGAGUGACGUGUCGUGAUGGCUCCGCGUACCUCGUCAGUCGUCGCUACAGACAGUUCGACGAGAUGCAGAAACUUCUUGAGAAGAGGUUCCCAGUGGAGGCUGGCGAGUUCAGUCAGAAGGAGAGGAUCCUGCCUACGCUGCCAGGGAAGCUGUAUCUGUCAAGGAGUGCAGUGAGAGAAGUGACCGACAAGAGAUUGCCUCAACUCAACAGCUACCUCCAGCACCUCAUAUCUCUGCCGGACAACAUCCGCUAUGACUCCAUAGUGAAGGCAUUCACCAGACAAACACCACAGGACCGUGACAACCACAGCCAGGCGUCCAAACUACUCUCAGCCAAACCUGCCAGACCUGCUCCGCCCAGUCAGUCGCACACUCCGAGGAAGUCUUCCACCCCACCCCACCCAGCCCCGCCCUCAAGACCUGCAGCUCCGCCCACUAAACCUCCACCUCCAACUGCCGUCAGAGGUCCUCGGGGGAAGGCCUUGUACCAGUACACAUCCCAGUACGGUGACGAGCUGUCAUUCUCAGCUGGAGCAGUCAUAGCUCUGGAGGCAGAGGUUGACGGAUCUUGGGUGAUAGGGAGACUAGGAAGACAGUCUGGCCUUGUUCCCCUCACCUACCUCUCUAUCAUUGAACCUCUGCCCUCUACUCAGAGACUGGACGAUGGCAAUCAGUCUGAUGAGUGGGAGAGCGAGGAAGAGGAGCAGGUGGAUCACUCUGCCUCCUUCAUUACCUGCUAUGUGGGGGGUGUGGCUUCGUCAGUCCAGGUCGGAGCUGAUCUGAUUCGCAGACCAACUUUCCUCAGACUCAGGAAUGCCAUUCAGUAAGUGAUAUUCUGUAGUGAUGUAUACAUUAAAUGUGCAAGAAAGUCUGGAAACAAAUGAAAAGUACUAAAGUGCAAACCCUCGGCACACUAUAUAGAAAUGUGGAACCCAUACACAAGUGUGGCACCACCACAAUUGAUGGUCUUGACCAAAAAGAACAGCAUGUUAUGCACAUUAUUUUCAAUAGGUUGAAAAAAUGGCCAGCCCCAUUUCUGUUUGAGGCCAAAAAAUAUAUAAGGUUUAAAAAUUGCCAACCUUUCAUCUCUCUAUUAAUUUUCCUAUUACCCGUGGAUUGUUUAGUGGCAAAAAAAAACAACCUAAGGUUGAAAAAAAACAAACGCCCAGCCCUUCAUCUCUCCAGACAGACGUCUAGGACCAGUGCUAUGCCGAACUAUACGCUGCCCUUUGAGAAACAUGGGGACCACCUUGGUAGGAGGGACAUUGUACUCAACUACAGAGACAUUGACGGAGAUCUGAUAGAGAUUGUGGACCAGUCGGACCUUGACCUCAUGACCAAGACCACACCUCUGACUCUCUACAUCACUGAUCAGGGUGACCACACCCCCUACAACACUCAUCCUUAUAGAUGACAUCAUCAUUGCAUAGUCGCAAUUAUAGUACAUCACUUCAGUUUUAUGUUCAUCAUUUUUAUGACAUGACAUGGUAUAAGUGGAGAAACAAAAUGGCAGGAAAACUGAGUCACAAAGAGAGAGGGUUAAGAUAGUUCAGCCUCCUGCAGAGUGGCCAAGGCAAGGUUUCGACAAAGAGCUACACGUAGGAGGGAGAGUUUGCUGCUCUGAUCAGGGGGCGGGGCCUUCUCUGAGUCAUGUGACUUGGAGGUGGAUUGUGAUUGGUCAAUUCUGGAGUGUGAGGAGGUGAGUUGCUGGAGGCAGUGAGAGAGAGCCACUGUGUCUUCUGAUGAGAACACAAUCUGAAUUAGAAUGCAUCAAACAGAUUCACAAUAGCUAGAAAUUAUACGGAGAAGACAUU